This is a messenger RNA of Mesitornis unicolor (brown roatelo), 2323 nucleotides long. RefSeq names its product calcium-binding mitochondrial carrier protein Aralar1. Gene Ontology annotation, molecular function: L-glutamate transmembrane transporter activity; calcium ion binding; L-aspartate transmembrane transporter activity. The transcript has 17 exons. The coding region runs from base 55 to 1983 and encodes 642 amino acids. Gene Ontology annotation, biological process: L-glutamate transmembrane transport; malate-aspartate shuttle; aspartate transmembrane transport. The record is from RefSeq and is a predicted model, not a curated record. Lineage: Eukaryota; Metazoa; Chordata; Aves; Mesitornithiformes; Mesitornithidae.
CUGCGAAAUAUUUUUUUGCAGUACGCCAGCGUUGAGAAAGAUGGUGAGCGGUACAUGACCCCAGAAGAUUUCGUGCAGAGGUACCUAGGACUUUAUACGGAUCCACGUUACAAUGCUAAAACGGUGCAGCUGUUGGCCGGAGUGGCAGAUCAAACAAAGGAUGGGUUGAUUUCCUAUCAAGAAUUUUUGGCAUUUGAAUCUGUUUUAUGUACCCCAGAUGCAAUAUUCAUUGUUGCUUUUCAGUUAUUUGACAAGAGUGGCAAUGGAGAAGUAACAUUUGCAAAUGUCAAAGAAAUAUUUGAGCAAACUAUUAUUCAUCUUCAAAUUCCCUUCAACUGGGACUGUGAGUUCAUUCGACUGCAUUUUGGACAUAACAGGAAGAAGCAUCUUAACUAUUCAGAGUUCACUCAGUUUCUUCAGGAGUUGCAGUCAGAACAUGCAAGACAAGCUUUUGCACUGAAGGACAAAAAUAAAAGUGGUAUGAUAACUGGGCUGGACUUCAAUGACAUCAUGGUUACCCUUCGCUCGCAUAUGCUGACUCCAUUUGUGGAAGAAAAUUUAGUUUCAGUAGCCGGUGGAACUGUUUCACAUCAGGUCAGCUUCUCCUAUUUCAAUGCAUUUAAUGCUCUUUUGAAUAACAUGGAUCUUGUUAGGAAGAUAUACAGUAAUAUAGCAGGUACAAGAAAAGACGUUGAAGUCACGAAAGAGGAAUUUACCCACUCUGCAAUCCGAUUUGGGCAAGUUACACCACUGGAAAUAGAUAUUCUCUACCAACUUGCAGAUUUAUACAGUGUUACUGGGCGCUUAACUUUGGCAGAUAUUGAGAGAAUAGCACCGCUGGCAGAAGGUGCAUUACCUUACAACCUGGCAGAACUCCAGAGGCAGCAAUCUUUUGGAGAGCUAGGCAGGCCUAUCUGGCUCCAGGUAGCUGAGUCAGCUUACAGGUUCACUUUGGGCUCAAUUGCUGGAGCCGUUGGUGCCACUGCGGUGUAUCCUAUAGACCUGGUGAAAACUCGUAUGCAGAAUCAGCGCUCCACUGGUUCAGUUGUGGGAGAGUUGAUGUAUAAAAGCAGCUUUGACUGCUUUAAAAAGGUUUUGCGUUUUGAAGGCUUUUUUGGUCUCUACAGAGGCUUGUUACCACAGCUGAUAGGUGUUGCUCCAGAAAAGGCUAUUAAGCUAACUGUUAAUGACUUUGUCAGAGACAAAUUUACGAAGAGAGAUGGUUCCAUCCCGCUCCCCGCAGAGGUCCUUGCUGGAGGCUGUGCAGGAGCUUCCCAGGUCAUCUUCACCAACCCUCUGGAGAUCGUGAAGAUUCGGUUGCAGGUAGCAGGAGAAAUUACUACAGGACCCAGAGUCAGCGCCCUGUCUGUUAUAAAAGAUUUAGGUCUUCUUGGUCUUUACAAGGGUGCCAAAGCAUGUUUCCUUAGAGACAUUCCCUUUUCUGCAAUCUACUUUCCUGUUUAUGCUCAUAGUAAACUGAUGCUUGCUGAUGAAAAUGGCCAUGUGGGAGGGCUCAAUCUCCUUGCUGCUGGAGCCGUUGCAGGUGUUCCUGCUGCUUCUCUGGUAACCCCUGCUGAUGUCAUCAAGACAAGACUGCAAGUGGCAGCUCGCGCCGGUCAGACAACGUACAGCGGAGUCAUCGACUGCUUUGGAAAGAUCCUGAGGGAAGAAGGCCCUUCGGCGUUCUGGAAGGGGGCUGGAGCACGCGUGUUCAGAUCUUCACCCCAGUUUGGUGUCACUUUGGUCACCUAUGAGCUUCUGCAGAGAUGGUUUUACGUCGAUUUUGGGGGCCUCAAACCUUCUGGAUCAGAACCUAGCCCAAAAACUCGCAUUUCAGAUCUUCCUCCUGUUAACCCUGAGCACAUAGGUGGAUACAGACUUGCUACAGCUACAUUUGCUGGUAUAGAAAAUAAAUUCGGUUUGUAUCUUCCAAAGUUUCGAGCUCCUGGCAUUACCUCAGCUCAACCAAAAAGUAGCAGCUGAAUCCCGAGGAGAUGUUUCAGCCUAACAAAGGGAUGCAGUGGGAAACUUCACCAGAGUAGCACUGUAUUUUCCCCAGUCAGCUGCAUGUUGUUCUAGCUGAACUGAGCUUGCAAAUCGAAUUACUCCUUGCUAAUGUUAAUAUAUACCUGUGUUUAUUUGUUUCUUUACACACAAGGAACUGACUGAAGCUGUGGUUCUAUGCCUUGUUUCAACCAGUGGCAUGAAUCUGUAGCCUAGACUUUGCCUUGCACAGCCUGCGGUUAAUGUUACUGUACAUAUUGUACAUCUUUGUACAGAGACAUCCUGGCAUUACACACGUACAUUUAUACAAUGGGUACUG